GCUGCGGCGGAGCGACACGGCCGGAGCUGUCAGUCAUUCAUGCGGAUUCACCGUCAGUGAACAGACCUGCCGCUGCUGCUGCUGCUCUGAAACCCACAAUACACGCUUUACUUUCGGCCAUUUCCAGCUGAAUAAUGCUGCAGUGAGCGGCCGGAGCAGGGAGCGACUGCCGGCUUUCACCGCCUCGCUUUAUUCAUAUGUAACAGCUGAGAGUCUCGGCUGCUCAAAGGGUGUUUCGCGCAUUUCGGGAAAGGAUACGAGAAGAGUUUGCACCUGGAUUACUUCUUAUUGAGGACAACAUGCCUCAGACACCGCCGUUCACGGGGCAGCUGAACACCGGCAGCUACAACAAGAACCUGUACCAGACCAAGGAGGAGGGCUACCCCGGCCUCUUUUAUCAUGACAACAACCUGGUGUCCGGGUCCCUGGAGGCCCUCAUUCACCACUUGGUCCCAACUGUAGACUAUUACCCAGACAGGACGUACAUCUUCACCUUCCUCCUCAGCUCCCGCCUCUUCAUCCACCCCUACGAACUCAUGUCGAAGGUGUGUCACCUGUGUAUGGAGCAACAGCGACUCGGCGAUCCCCAAGCUGACAAAAUGAGAGUCAGGAAGAUUGCUCCCAAGAUCCUCCAGCUGCUCACAGAGUGGACGGAGACCUUCCCGUACGACUUCAGGGAUGAGAGGAUGAUGCGGAGCCUGAAGGAGCUGACCCACCGGCUGGCCAGUGGAGACGAGGUUUACAGGAAGGCGGUCGGCCAGAUGAGCCAGGGCCUGAUCAGGAGGUUGACGGUGCUCAGCCAGUACGAGGAGGCGCUGGUUAAGAUCAACUCCACGGCGGCCGAGCGCCUGACGGCUCUUAAGGCGAAGCCCCAAGCAGCCAUCCAGAGAGACAUGCUGUCAAUCUGCAACGACCCGUUUACUGUCGCCCAACAGCUCACACACAUAGAGCUGGAGAGACUGAGUUACAUCGGACCUGAAGAAUUCGUCCAGGCCUUCGUCCAGAAAGACCCUCUGGACAACGAUAAGAGUUGCUUCAGUGAUCACAAGAAGGCCAGCAACCUGGAAGCUUACGUUGAAUGGUUCAACAGACUCAGUUAUCUGGUGGCUACAGAAAUCUGCAUGCCCGUGAAGAAGAAGCACAGAGCUCGAGUCAUCGAGUUCUUCAUCGACGUGGCGCGCGAGUGCUUCAACAUCGGCAACUUCAACUCCCUCAUGGCCAUCAUAUCUGGGAUGAACAUGAGUCCCGUGUCUCGGCUCAAGAAGACCUGGAGUAAAGUCAAAACGGCCAAGUUCGACAUCUUAGAACACCAGAUGGAUCCUUCCAGCAAUUUCUACAACUACAGAACAGCGCUGAGAGGAGCCACACAGAGAUCGAUCACGGCCAACAGCAGCAGAGAGAAGAUUGUCAUCCCUUUCUUCAGCCUGCUCAUAAAAGACAUCUACUUCCUCAACGAAGGAUGCGCCAACAGGCUGCAGAACGGGCACAUCAACUUUGAGAAAUUCUGGGAGCUCGCCAAACAAGUGAGCGAGUUCAUGACCUGGAAGAAAGUGGAGUGCCCAUUUGAGAAGGAUCGCAAGAUCCUGCAGUACCUGCUGACCGCUCCAGCCUUCACUGAGGAUGCGUUGUAUCUGGCAUCAUACGAGAGUGAAGGUCCUGAGAACAACAUGGAGAAGGACAGAUGGAAGUCUCUGAGAUCCACUCUGCUGAGCAGGGUCUAAACUUCAAAACUGAAGGAACCAGAAUGAUGACAAACCCGACCAGCGAGCCGCGCCCCGCCGCGCUGCUGUCCGAACAAAGUAUCCCCGUGUUCAGAAGGGAAGCGACAAUCUCUACUCUGGCUGGCGAGGAUCUUUUGUGUUCCCCGCAGCUUCAGAUUUCUAUUAAGCUCUGCUUUUCCUUACCCUCUGGCUCUUUGUGCUGUAUAUUUCAGAACAGCUGUUUUUUUUCUCUUUGUAUGACUUUGUAGUCUUUUAAAAUAGAAAAAAGAGAAAUGCUACAAACCCUCAAAGUAAAAGCCAAGUCGCUUUUUCUUGUCCGAAGCGUUUCGGCUUAUAAACCCUCUGUGAGCGCUGAUGGGGUCGUUGGGGUUGUUUGUGCCCCCCCCCCCCCCCCCCCGACAACUUAUUUUCCACUGAAGCUGCAAAGUUAGCUGCUGGUUGGCUAACGCAACAGAAACUACUCUCGCUGGUUCCAUAAGCCAGCGUCGUUUGUACGGAGAACUCAAACCUUUCCCGCAACGCUGUCGUUAAGCUAGCCAUCACUUGUAGUUUUGUUUCGUCUCCCUCCUUUUGUACGAUACCAGAGUGUCUCUCACUUCAUGUUUCUGGAGGUUUUGUUCAUUGUGCCGUGUAAGGAAAAAAACGCGCUGGCUGCAGUUUAAAGACGAUGUAACAUGAUGUAGUUCUUUUGUUUGUGUUGUAUAGACUUUUGUGAUUUUCUUCAGCAGGAAGCAACACUUCCUGAUCAUUUAUCUUUGACACACUUAAAGCCUCAGUACGCUUCAAACGAACUAAGGCGUCGGUAAGCAUCAACCAAAAUGUUUCUCGCAUGGUUGACCAGCAUCCGAGCCCCCCUCCGCCCACACCUCUGUGACGUAGGAACUGUGGUUGAAGAUGCGUUUGGAUGCGCUGAUGAGUGCUUCAUCUGAAGCAUACUGAGGCCUUUAGCGGUGACCUUAAAUGGAAGAUGUGAUGAUAGUGUGUUUCCUGUUGUUCCUGAUAAUCAGUGUUAAAAUAGCCCUGUACUGCUCAGAUAAGCCAGGCUGUGGGCUGACUCUUCAUGCUUUCCCCUUUUGUUCCUGCUCUCAUAGAAGAUGAGUGUGGUUGUGCUGCCCCCUGGUGGUUCAGUUAGAACAGUGAAUGGAUUUUGUGUGGUUGAAUAAUGUGAACUGAGGAUUUCUGUUUAAACCCUACACAUGCUGAAUAAUAUCCUUUAUAUGUUUUUAUUUUUCAUAUUAUUGAAAAGUACUGUUUCCUCCAUAUUUGUUUCUAUUUAUAAAUCUAUUUGUGUAGUCACAUUAUGUCCUCAUGCCAAUAUUUACUAUUAUUUUAUUGUUAUUUAAUUUUGUACUAGGUACAUAUGAUACUUAAGUAGUACUCAGAUAUUGGUUUAACUGUUAUUUUUUUAAUACAAGUUUGUAUGAGACACUUAUUUUUCAAGGCACGAGCUCAGAGUAUGACGUUAAAUAUUUUUGACUGAUGUGUGCUUUGCCUUGACUGCUCCUCCCUCAACACUGAGUGCUGUUGUGGUUUAUUGUGUACAUACUGUGUUUCUUUUUUCCCUCCCUGUGUUCAUCCAUUUGUAUUUGGACUGUUAAAAUGGAAUAGAGGAACAGUUUAUAAAUGAAUUAUUAGUGUUUAAAAGAGAGUUAAUAAAAUAAUGUUGAAAAAUCCUGA
Molecule: messenger RNA, 3398 nt
Organism: Chelmon rostratus (copperband butterflyfish)
Lineage: Eukaryota; Metazoa; Chordata; Actinopteri; Chaetodontiformes; Chaetodontidae
Gene: rasgef1ba
Product: RasGEF domain family, member 1Ba
Exons: 14
Coding region: 300-1721 (473 amino acids)
Biological process (GO): Ras protein signal transduction; positive regulation of GTPase activity
Cellular component (GO): plasma membrane
Molecular function (GO): guanyl-nucleotide exchange factor activity
Source: RefSeq, a predicted model, not a curated record